AUGCUUGGAUGCUGCCUCCUCUCACUAUUUGGAUUUGUGGCAUUUUCAGCCGCACUCCGUUAUGGGUAUUACGGGGAUUCUCAUAUCCUGCUUGGCCCUGCCUCAUCCCGUUUGAUUAGGACCAGUUCUGUUUUUGUGAAGCAGCUUCAAGUGUCAAGCAAGGACAAAAAUCAAGUCUUUCUUCACGCCUUCAAUGAGAAGCCCGAAUUAAGUUCCUACACUAAUUGGAACGUGUCGGAUUUCUUCCUUGUUGAAGCGUAUAAAAGCAAGGGCUCCACCAUCCGUAUUAGGUGGAAAGCACAUACUACUAGUAGUUUGGAUCAGCUACAUGGGAUGGUGGCCAAAGGAGACAUGAAGUUUGAACUACUACAGACUCAAAAAACGAGCUUCCUCAAUGCAAUUUCUCUUCAAGAGAUUGUUACUGGUAAAGAAGCUGAAUACCUGGUUGAGGAAGAUGAUAGAUACCACAUUGGGGUUCUAAACAUGAAUGCCAGGAACAUAAUCUUGACUAUGGAAGUUAAUAUUUCAGCAAAGGUAUAUGAUACCACCAAAGCCAAGAAGAUGUGUUCCACUGCAAAAGGAUCUUUCCUUGGAGUCUAUGAAGGUGAGGAGCAGCAUAAUCAUGUGAUAGUCGACGUCACAUACAGAACAAGUAAUGUAGUUGCAACACAGACCGAAACUGAGCCCUUGAUGGGAGUGGAGGAUAAUCAAAUAUCAUAUGGAACAAAUGCAAAAGAUGAGGAAGAAGAUUCAGGAGCAUUUACAAUCAGAGAAACAAUUGUUUUGGUAAAGUGUGGAAAAUGGUUUGACAAAAGGGUCUUGCACGAAGACUCCACUGUGUGUGGCUUCAAAUGGUAUGCAUGCCAAUUUUUCACUCCACUGCUUCUUUCACCUUCCAAGGACUCCAACAUGAUUCUGAGUGGAGGACAAAUUGGUGAAGAUUUUAUGAACUUGGAAGUGAACAAAAGCAAGUGGAACAUCAGAGAAUCAGAAAAGGGAGCCGGUGAAAGUUGUGGUAACAACAGCGCACAUGACAAGAAAAAGAAUGAUGCUGGAAUAAAUAAUCUAACGGCCACAGUAGCAGAUGAUGCAAAGUUUCUCUUAAAUGACGAGAAUAACCCUGGGUUUUUGACGUGUCGCUACGCUGUUAGGUUAAAUCGAGCGAUUGCAUCUAGCAGCGGAGUAGAGAGUAACUAG
Molecule: messenger RNA, 1197 nt
Organism: Sphenostylis stenocarpa
Lineage: Eukaryota; Viridiplantae; Streptophyta; Magnoliopsida; Fabales; Fabaceae
Source: the annotation of a GenBank genome assembly